This is a messenger RNA of Aspergillus nomiae NRRL 13137, 933 nucleotides long. RefSeq lists its product as uncharacterized. The record is from RefSeq and is a predicted model, not a curated record. Gene Ontology annotation, molecular function: DNA-binding transcription activator activity, RNA polymerase II-specific. The transcript is spliced from 3 exons. Lineage: Eukaryota; Fungi; Ascomycota; Eurotiomycetes; Eurotiales; Aspergillaceae. Bases 1 to 933 code for a protein of 310 amino acids. Gene Ontology annotation, biological process: regulation of transcription by RNA polymerase II.
AUGCUGGAAAUGAGACUUUUCCAUCUCUACCUGACGGAGACGUACAUCACCCUGUACCCCGGGAAGCUCGAUACCAAUCAUUUCCAGUCCGCCGUCCCAGGACUAGCGACCUCUUAUCCAUUCUGCCUGGAUGCUCUACUGGCAUUUUCUGCCCUACAUCUGGCCUCGAAAGAGACGGGCGAUAACCGCCAAUGGGUAGAGUGCGCUCUGAAGUAUCAGAACCGCUCCUGUUCUGCGAUGAGCCGUGUGUUGGCUGAAUUCUCUGUUGAGUAUUCUGGACCAGCUUUCAUUUGCUCCAUCCUCAUCAUGUUAUGCUCAUACGCCUACCCCUGCGUUUCCCAAGACGACCAGCCAUUUGAUCCUCUGGCACAGGUCCUGGCAAUCCGUCGACUGCUUGCGGGUUGUGCUUUCUUUUUUCACCAGCUCGGUAAGAUGGAGCAUCCAGGCGAACUAGCGGGGUGGUUACGAUACAAAGAUAGCGAGGACUUAGAAGAAGAACUCCCGAAAGAACAACAAGACCCGAAACUCAUCCAGUUACGAAGUGCCCUAUUGGAUUCCCUAGGUCGUAUACGAGGAAUGAUUGACGAUGUUGAUGAAUCUCGCCGAGAAGUAAAUCAGGACAUCUGGGAGUUUCUGAAUGAAGCAGUUAAGCGACCAUUGGGCGGACGCGAAGGCGGAGUUAUUGCAUUGCCGAUUAGAAUCAGCGAUGCUUAUGUGGACCUCCUCAAAGAGGGCGAUUGGACGGCUCGUAUAUUAUUUCUCCAUUUCGGUGUUGGCAUGCAUCUCCUCUCUGACAGGUGGUUUGUGAGAGACUGGGGACGUCGGCUCGUAUCGACAGUGUUGCAGCCACUUGAGGAAAUCCCGACUCAAUGGAAAGAGACUGUUGCAUGGACAAGGCAAGCGGUGGACCUUGACCAGUGGUCACGACCUUGA